ACUAGUGGUAGUACGUUUGCUUGUAGAGCUUGAGGUCACUUACAUGUACAGUAUAUAGCUAGUUUAUUACUCAUUUGGCCAAUAGUAAUUAAUUCCUAUUACACAUUUUGUGUUGUUGAUAUCACUCCAUGUGAAAGUGAUCGAAGAUUGAAAGCUAAAGAACUUGGGUUGUGGUCCGUUGUCUUUUGGGGGCAAAGACAUUAUGAAGGAAAGAGUAAUAAAUAUUGUGUCCACCAUGGCUUACAGGGACUUCCACCGAGAAAAUAGUGAAGUGUAUGGUUCAUCUAUAUCCUACCUAGAUGGGGUGCCCUUCAAGAUCAGUUCUGCAUUUAAACCGCCAACAAAGGUUCAGCUGCCUUCCACACUCAUGAGGAAAACAAGGGUGGCGGCUACAAGACAUGAACAGUACUCAUUUGAAAUAGAGGAGGGCGUCCUUCAGUGGGCUCAUGAAAGGGAGAGACAGUUAGAGGCACAGAAACGGGAAGAAGAAGAACGUAAACAAAUAGCCAAUCAGAUUCGUGAACAGGAAAGCCAGAGAUCAAGUUCCGAUGACUCGGAGCCUGAAGACGAAUGGUUAGCAUCCCACCAGAGUUCUGGGCCUUCAUUGCCUGGUGGUCAAUCUGCGGCGGCAGGAACUGGACCAGUUUCUGCAAGUUCAAUGCCACUUCAGCCUCUAAAGGCAGGACUUAAAGGAAAUGAAAUACUGACUCCAACACCAAUCCAUACAGACGCAAACAGCCAGCACUCACACACUUCUAGUCAAAAUGUGGAUGUUUCACAGUUUGAAAAUGUGGACGAUCCUUUUGACAUGUUUGAGCGCCAAACACUUAAUGAUAUUGAGGAAUUAAAGAGUGUGUUUUCUACCACAGACCCUAAUGCAAAAACGACAGAUACAAAUUCUUGUAAGACUAACCAAUCAGAAACUGAGAGCAUAUACGAAAAUGUAAAUUCAAACAAUUCCAAUAAGACUAAUAAUGUAGGCUGCCCACCUAAUGGGUUAGUGAGUGGUUCACACGAUCGUUCGGCAGAGGCUGGGGAGUAUGUGCAAAUAGAUACUAAACAGUCUGAAUGUGAGGGUCAAACAGCAACCUCAAUAAUAGAUCAUGGAAAUUUACCGCCAAUAUCACAAACAAAGGAUUUUCUUACUGGAAGAAUUCCAUUACCACCUAUUGGAAGCAAUGGUAUGUCAUCAGCAGGACAUUCUGCACAAGAGGCUAGCUCAGUACCUCAUUCUAACUACCAAAAAGAUGUUCCUCUGUAUGAGAAUGUUGACUCUGCUUCGCUUUAUGAAAAUGUGCAAAUAUUACAGGACAACAGAGUGAGUUUCGAUGCGAACAAAUACUGCAGGAAUAAUCUGGACUCUCCAACACCACGUCGGAAUCGACCCAACUAUGUAAAUGUGAUGCCACAUGGCCUAGGUACAGCUGGGACGAUCGCGGAACCUGGAGAAAAUCAAAGUGGCAUGCGUAAUGCUCUGAGUUCACCUGAUAUUUCAGGCAUAAAUAAUAUAGGCCUUCAUGACUAUGACAAUACACGAAAUAUUUCACCAGUGUUUUCUCGAUCUCCACCUCCUCGACCAUCUUCACAACAGGAUCUGACAGUCAUGUGUGAAGUAAACCCAGAUAGUUGGAACAAGUACCAGCCUCUGCCUGUCACCAUUCCCAGUAAUCAAGAAACCAUCCCCAGUUCAUUUUCCUCUAAGAGCAGCAGCAGCAGUGACCUUGCCAGUCCGUCUGAGGUUGACCCCUACCUUCGUCUUUCUCCGGAAGCUCAGCAUGCAGUCAACAAUCUUGUCAGUAUGGGUUUCUCAAAACCACGAUCUGCUCGUGCAGUAGAGAAGUUUGGGAAAGAUGAAAAAGAGGUGAUUGACCACCUCUGUGGAGUGAACAAUUUAUCUGAGAAAGGAUUUGACACCCACCAUGCAGAAAUGGUUUUACUUCUUUAUAACAACAACCUCACCCGGGCUGAGAAAUAUUUAGAUAUGUUCCAACAGUUCAAAGAAUUGGGUUUUAGCCAUGACAGAAUCAAAGAAGCAUUAGUCACAAACAAUCUGGACAGAGAGAAAGCCUUGGAUUUCCUGACAACCUGACAGGAAUCAUGACCUCUCUUUGGUGACAACCCGAAGAACAAAUCUCUAAAACGAAGGAAACUCACAGAAAGUACUGGACAGAGGAAACUUUGACCUUACAAAGUGUUCUGGAUGCCUACCUUUGGUCAGAUUAUUUCCCUCGUUGAAUGAAAUAACAAUGGACGCUGUCAGAAACAUGCACAAGAAUGUUACAAGCAGCUUUGUGAUAUUCCAAAGAUAUAUUGAACUUUAACCUAUUAUUGGUAGUUAUUUCCCAUCAACUGUUAUAGUGAAGGUGAUUGAUCAUGUUUAUGUAAUGCACUCUGUUUUUAUGGAUCAAAGUAACAAGAUUAUAGCUAUUUAUUCAGAUAAUUAUAGAACAGUCAGUGCUGUGGAUAACAAUUCAUAUCAUUACAAUUAAGACUGUUGUGAAUUUGGCCAUUUGUGAUUGGACAAGAACAAUCACAUGUUGAGCUAAUAUUUUGUGAUAUUGACUUCGGGUGAAGUUGAUAUAACUUUCGUGACCUCAGACUAUUAUUUAUGAUGUCGUUGUCAAGGUGAUGUGGGUAAUGAUACGGUAGAUUAUAUAGAUACAGAUAAUUUCCUUGAUGAAUCAUUAAAUUAACAGAGAAUCCAUAAUUAAUUCAAAAACUAUUUAUCAUCUUCAGUUUUUGUGAUUAUGGAUAUUUGAUAACUUUUGAAUCAUGAUAGUGUUUACCUUUGUGUCUGUUAAAAUAGCAAUCCUUGGGUUAAUAGAAAUCCAUAUUCACCUCAACCAAAGAUGAUAAUUGUAUAUAGAUUACUAUGUUUGAUAUGUACCAUGUAUCUGUCAAUCAGAAAUACAUUUAGAUAUUUAUUGUGACGUGGGUAAUUUUGGUUCUAAUCAAUAAGGUACAAUAAUAAAUAUGUACUGAUUUUGGCACACUCAAAUUUUACCACAAAAUAUUAAAACAGAUUAGCAGAAUUAUGAAUUAGUGUGCUAACAAUGCUUUCCAUAGAAAACAUUGUAAAGAAACUAAAAUUAGUGCAAUCAUAAUCUAGAACAAUUCUUCAGAGUGUCAAAAUCACCAAAACAAGAUUAAUACUAAAUUAUGUACAUCUACAGUAUCAGAAUAUUGUUGUCAGACAUACAAAAAUAUAAAAUUUCAUUACACUUAAGUUUAAUGUAGAUUUGUAUUCUAAAACUGAACAUGAAUUGUGUAACGAUAUAACUAAAUUAUUUACUGGUAUGGUACCCUUAUAAGUUCCAAUAUAACUGUGAUGGAAGGAACAUUACCAGACAAAACAUCUUAUUUUCACAUACGUUGUAUACAUGUGUAUAUCCAUCAAAACAGAUUUUAUCAAUAUUCCCAAUUUUGAGGACGAACUUGAUUUCUGUAGAAUUUUGGAAUAAAAUUUAAAUGAAUUGAAGUAUUCUUGCUUUCUGAUCUGUCUUUAUUCAUCACACCUUAUACAUUAACAUUUUCACAUCUCUUCUGUAAAACACACAUGCAUACAGCAAUUUUAUUACAUCUCAAAUUUGCAUAAAGCUUCUAUGGCCAAUAGUGAACUACGUUUAUUUGAUUUGAACCUUGAUGGGCUGACACAGGGAACAUUUUAUUUUGAAAUUUUUUUUUACUUCAGACCUUCUUGGGUUUUGUUUAAGAUAUCAACAAAAAACAGCGACAGUUUAUAAGUAGGUCCCCAACUUUGUUUUAUCAAACAAAGCAUAUUGGUUAAAAAGGGGAGCAAAUUGUUGCUUGACAAAGGAAAGGGGCAUUUUUGAGAAAAAAAAGUGUUCAAUUGCUGUAUGUGUUUAAGAUAAAUAACCUUUCAAAAAGUAAAACCUGCCUUCUCUGCUUUACAUAUACUAAAUAUCUUGCUUUGUGUACAGGAUUAUUUCAAUAUUUUGUCCCAAUUGCAAAAACUUACUUCACAUUUCAGGUAACCAUUUAGGCCCAAGGCCAUCUUGUUCUUUACAUUAGGUACUGUAUGAUACCUGUUCAGCAUCAAAAUAUAUGAAAAAAAUGUCAAGAUUUCCUUGUAAUAUUAUGCUGGCCCCAGUUGCUAAAAAAAACUGAAGAAAAGAAGUAAUUGAAAUUGGUCAAGUGCUAAAGGGAAAAUAAUGAAGUCUAAGAAUUUACAUUGACACAAUGAUAUAAUAUUAGUUGUUAUGCAUGAUUUGUUUUAAUUGUUGUAGUCCUCAAUACAAAUUGCUUAGUAUUGGUAAAUAUAAAUAUCUUAAAUAGUUUGGAAAAUAUAAAGAGUAGCACAUGUUUGAUCUGGCCCUGCUUUAAAAAGAAAUCUCAACACUUAAGUAUUUUUAUACAAGCGGGGCCUGGAGUGCUAAUUGGGGCUGAUAUUUUGAUAUGGAUAUUACAAUGUACUGAUAAUGGGACUUUGUUUACUAUGGUAACUGGGUAAAUAAAAUGUAAUACCUG
This is a messenger RNA of Pecten maximus, 4488 nucleotides long. Its product is annotated as ubiquitin-associated protein 1-like. Gene Ontology annotation, biological process: ubiquitin-dependent protein catabolic process via the multivesicular body sorting pathway. Gene Ontology annotation, cellular component: ESCRT I complex. Bases 203 to 2089 code for a protein of 628 amino acids. Gene Ontology annotation, molecular function: ubiquitin binding. The transcript is spliced from 9 exons. The record is from RefSeq and is a predicted model, not a curated record. NCBI's taxonomy places the organism in Eukaryota, Metazoa, Mollusca, Bivalvia, Pectinida, Pectinidae.